GAACGGGAGUAGGUUAGGCAAUCGGUAAGAGACAGUAUAUAAGGGAGAGGAUCACGCGAACACUUCUCUCCAAUUUCGUUUUGUCCUUAGUGUCAUUCGUCUUACACUUACUUCGUUUAUCUUAAUUAUUUAAUUAAAAAACACGAUCGUGGUCUUUUAUCGGGCGAUUUUGCAUCUCAGGACUAAAUCAGCAUCAUAAUUGUCAUAGGAAAUAGCGAUGGAGACUGCAUUACGUAAGCGACAUAACUCGCAGUCUUUUUCGCCCAACCUAUCGUUGAGGGCAGUCUUUUUCGACCUGGACAAUACUUUAGUGGAGACGAGGAAGGCCGAUAAUCAGACUUGUCGCAAGUUGGCUGAGGAAUUGACGCGAGAAUACGGCAUCCCGGAAGAUGCGUCUGUCAAGAUAACGACUACGUAUCUGAAACAAUUCAGAAAAUGUCCGGACAACACGAGCCUCACGUUGGAUGCUUGGCGUACCAUUCUCUGGAGCAAGGCACUGGGCGACAAGUAUUCUCACCUAGCGAAAGACGUUUACGAACGAUGGCUCUAUUUAAGAUAUCACUACAUGAUGCCGGCGCCAAAUACGACGUCCAUGCUCCGUCAGUUGAAAAAAAAAAAUCUACUGGGUCUGAUCACCAACGGACCUUCGAACGCACAAUGGGAGAAGAUCCACAAACUGUCGCUGAUGCAAUACUUCGACGUUGUCCUGGUGUCCGCUGACCUGCCGUGGGAAAAGCCGGAAGCCGAAAUAUUUCAAAAAGCUUGCGACUACCUCAACGUGAGAGCUGAACAAUGCAUCAUGAUCGGUGACAAAUUGGAGACUGAUAUUUUAGGUGGAAUCGAGGCUGGAUUAUGCGGAACUGUAUGGAUACCCACUACAGAUAAACCUCGUCUCUCGAGCGAUGAUCCCAAACCAGAUUUUACAAUAAGACAUGUAACGGACCUCAUGCGUAUAUUGAAUAGAGGUCCAAACGCGCCGGAACUUGAGGACUGUUGUUCAAACGCAUCCGAUGGCAGCUAAUGAGACCUUUUAUUAUUUCUAAUACCAUGAAAAACGCGACUCGAUGUACAAGCAAUCACUAAGCAAGAUCUAUCGGAUGUUGUAGCAUUACAUCUCCUUUUUUUCAAGCAUGUGUUUAUACACGUGUUUAUACACGUACAUACAGUAUUGAGAUAUAAACAUAUCGAACUUUUUGUUUUUAUAUUAGAAAUGCAGAAUACAUCCAUGAAGCUCGCGUAAUAGUACAAUUAAGUACAAAAAGAACGUACCUCAAAAAUAAAUAUGCAAUUUAUUUUUUUUUACAUUUUAUUCUGGUAAUGUUGUAUUUUAAUAUUUUAUGACUAACUUUGCACGUAGGCGACGAAAGAACCACCGUUAUUACACUCGUGUAUUUACUGUAAUUAAUGUUUAUAGAUUUAUUGAAUUUUACCGCAAACAGAUGCCAGAUGAAAUAUAUUUUUGAGUUACCUUUCCUCAAAGUUAUAACGUAUAACUGCAAGAUACCUCAGCAUGUACCGAAUUUAAGAAAGAUGAGACACGUAUACAAACGAAAAGCACAAAGCAGAGCCAGUAGGUAAAUGAACAAAAUAAGACACAAUUAUGCACAAUUAUAUUAUCGCUUGUAUAAUUUAAAAUGCGCGCUCAAAUACAUAUGUAUUAAAGAUAUACCUCUACGACACAUAUCUCUUGUGUAAGUCUCCUGUACAAAUGUGUAGAAUUUGUACAUAUAUCUCUACAUAGAUCUGCAUAGACAUUGUACGUGUGCAGAUAUAAAUGUACAUGAGACGUAUAUUUUUUCACUAUGCAUAAUAUAUAUAUAUUUUAUCUCUGUUGGGAAUCCGCUUAUGUCAGGGAAACUAUAAACGACAAAUUCUAAAAACUUUAUAUACAGGCGUAUCAUACUUGUUUGUGUGGUGUAAUAGGAGGAAUAUACAUAUAAAUAAACGUGAAAUAUGUAUACAUGUGGACGAAAUAUUAAAUGCGCAUUUCCUUUUU
Ooceraea biroi (clonal raider ant) is the source of this 1996-nucleotide messenger RNA. RefSeq names its product N-acylneuraminate-9-phosphatase. Gene Ontology annotation, biological process: N-acetylneuraminate biosynthetic process; dephosphorylation. The record is from RefSeq and is a predicted model, not a curated record. Gene Ontology annotation, molecular function: N-acylneuraminate-9-phosphatase activity. Lineage: Eukaryota; Metazoa; Arthropoda; Insecta; Hymenoptera; Formicidae.